Molecule: messenger RNA, 1483 nt
Organism: Syzygium oleosum
Lineage: Eukaryota; Viridiplantae; Streptophyta; Magnoliopsida; Myrtales; Myrtaceae
Product: RNA-directed DNA methylation 4
Exons: 10
Coding region: 142-1266 (374 amino acids)
Source: RefSeq, a predicted model, not a curated record
GCUACGUCGGAAGUCGGAAGCAGACGAAAAAGCUAGGAGCGAGCGAGCAUUACGUCUAGCCGGCGGAAUUUGAACGAUCAAAUUGCCGCCGGCGCGCGCAUUAAACCCUAAGCCCUCGGUUCCUUGCUCGGGAAGUCGGCGAUGGAAGCCGUCGGAGAGAGCUCUUCCGGUCGUCCCAAGUCCGACGGCGACGGCGACGGCGACAAGCCAUUGAUCGUUCGGGUCAAGCGCAAGGCCUUCCAGUCCCCUGUCGACGCUUUCUGGUUGGAAAUCAACGAGAGGCCGCUGAAGAGACCGUUUCUCGAUUUCGAGAAUUUGUCUAUCUCAGACGCUUCUGUAAAGGAGAAUGAGUUGAAGAUUAAAAGGGUGUUAGUGAAACAUGUUGAAAGCACAAACAGCUCCGAGGCUGACUUUGAUUUAUUGCAAUCAUUUCUGCCUAGAUCUGCUGAAGUGUCUGGAUCUAAUACAAUUAUGGAGGAAAGAAGACGCGCAUUUAAAAAGGACAAUAUACAAGAGGAGUUGCUGUCUAAAGCGAGAGAGGCAAAAGAGACAAUUGCAAAGAAUGCUCGCUUUGAGCAAAUAUGGAGGAGACGUAAAGGAAGCGAAGAGGACACGGACAACAAAGCAUUUCAUGAAAUGUAUCAGUUUUAUGAUGUUGUUCGUGUUGACGGUGAAGAAAAAACCAGUACGGUCCCAAAGGAAGAAGAUUUAUCGUUGGACGAUCAGAGGAUGUUAUCUAGUUAUCUACCUCUUUUGAGAGAAUUUAUUCCAAAUGCUGCAGCUGAGAUUGAAUCCGAUUUGAAGGUCCACAAGUCCGAACAAGGAGCCACCAAUGAUUAUAUAUAUGACUACUAUACAGUAAAUGAUGACGCAGACAUGUGGAAGGACAAUUCUUUUAGCCAAUUUCCGCUAGUGCAAGUGGAUGAGGAUGGUUAUUUUGAUGGCCUUGAUGAAUCAGAUAUCGAGAGCGAUGACUCUAAUGCCGAGGAUAAUCCUCUGAAUGAUUAUCCUGAUGAGGAAUCUGAAGAGGAAAUCAAGAGUGAAGAUUCCGAUGACCAAUCUGAAGAAGGAGAAGAAAAGGAAGAAGACGACGACGAGGAGAGUGCUAAGAAUAGCUCUUCAGAAUCUGAGGAUUUUGUACCUCGUUCUUCGUCAGAUAUAGAUGCUUCAUUUGAAGAUGUGAUGGGGUUUGAUGACAAUGUUCUUGAUCAUGAUCAUGAGGACGGUGAGGGUGAGGGUGCUGAUUGGAGAUCGUCCUACCGAUGAAGCUUCGCCAACAUGAAUCAGAGGCAUUUAGUCACCUGUCGAUCUGUAGCGGGGGUCGAAGUGCUAUUAGUAAUUGUUGAUAUUUGCCUUGUUCAGCUUGUUUACGCACGAGAGACGAUCUCGCUUCAUUUAGAACUCUGGUAAUAGAUUGUUUGUUGAUACUGGGAGUGAUUCGGUGGAUCGACCAAAAAAAUGCAUAUAGGCCUCUCCGAAUGUA